Molecule: messenger RNA, 518 nt
Organism: Seminavis robusta
Lineage: Eukaryota; Bacillariophyta; Bacillariophyceae; Naviculales; Naviculaceae
Source: the annotation of a GenBank genome assembly
AUGCCACUCCUUCUCAGGAUAUCAUGCCCCCCCGAGUUUGUGGAAAUCCAUGGUGGGGUGUCCAGUGGCAUGGCCCAACAGACCUUGGCGCACUUGCUUUUGUCUCCCAUGCGAAUGGUGUGCUUGGGAAUUGCUCCUCAGUUGCGCCAGAACGAUGUUCUGUUAAAUGAUGAAGGCAUGCCUGCCUACACAUCCUGGCUUCUUUGUACAAUUUCUUGGCUUCGUGAUUCCAUGCCUGGCCUCGUCCAAGCCACCGUCUUGACCAUCGUUGUACUCUUGUUGGGACCUGUGACGAUAUUGGAGGGACUUAUGGGUCCUUGCUUUGCUCCCUGGGUGAUAGCCGGAAUGAUGGCGAUGUGGUUUGUGGCCGCCGCCAAGAAGAACCAUAAUGCCGGGAAGAAUUACGUCUAAAAAGCCAAAUUAUGGUGGUCCUUCCCAGCACUGAAGAAUUGUGUCUUGCACUUUUUCAUGGUGGCGUGCCGAUGCGGAUGUGUAGUUGCAAAGUGAGCCUUUUUGCU